Messenger RNA from Thyridium curvatum, 1014 nucleotides. RefSeq lists its product as uncharacterized. Bases 1 to 1014 code for a protein of 337 amino acids. Lineage: Eukaryota; Fungi; Ascomycota; Sordariomycetes; Thyridiales; Thyridiaceae. The record is from RefSeq and is a predicted model, not a curated record. The transcript is spliced from 3 exons. Gene Ontology annotation, molecular function: oxidoreductase activity, acting on the aldehyde or oxo group of donors, NAD or NADP as acceptor; NADP binding; NAD binding. Gene Ontology annotation, biological process: glucose metabolic process.
AUGGUUGUCAAGGUCGGUAUCAACGGUUUCGGCCGCAUUGGUCGCAUUGUCCUGCGCAACGCCAUCCAGCACGGCGAUGUCGAGGUUGUCGCUGUCAACGACCCUUUCAUCGAGACCCACUACGCUGCGUACAUGCUCAAGUAUGACUCCACCCACGGCCAGUUCGAUGGCGAGAUCAAGGUCGAGUCGGACGGCCUCACCGUCAACGGCAAGCACAUCAAGUUCUUCACCGAGCGUGACCCCGCCAACAUCCCCUGGGGCCAGUGCGGUGCUCACUACGUCGUUGAGUCCACCGGUGUCUUCACCACCACCGAGAAGGCCAGCGCCCAUCUCAAGGGCGGUGCCAAGAAGGUCGUCAUCUCGGCCCCCUCUGCCGAUGCCCCCAUGUAUGUGAUGGGCGUCAACGAGUCCUCGUACGACGGCAAGGCCGACGUCAUCUCCAACGCCUCUUGCACCACCAACUGCCUGGCUCCCCUGGCCAAGGUCAUCAACGACAAGUUCGGCAUCGUCGAGGGUCUCAUGACCACCAUUCACUCCUACACCGCCACCCAGAAGACCGUCGACGGCCCCUCGGCCAAGGACUGGCGUGGUGGCCGCACCGCUGCUCAGAACAUCAUUCCCAGCAGCACCGGUGCCGCCAAGGCCGUCGGCAAGGUUAUCCCCGCCCUCAACGGCAAGCUCACCGGCAUGUCCAUGCGUGUGCCCACCUCCAACGUCUCCGUCGUCGACCUGACCUGCCGCCUCGAGAAGGGCGCCUCCUACGACGAGAUCAAGGCCGCCAUCAAGGAGGCUGCCGAGGGCCCCCUCAAGGGCGUCCUGGCUUACACCGAGGACGACGUUGUCUCGACUGACCUGAACGGCAACACCGCCUCCUCCAUCUUCGAUGCCAAGGCCGGCAUCUCGCUGAACCCCAACUUCGUCAAGCUCGUCUCGUGGUACGACAACGAGUGGGGUUACUCCCGCCGUGUCGUUGACCUCCUGGCCUACAUCGCCAAGGUUGACGGUGCCAACUAA